AUGGAUUCUCUUAAACGUGGAUGGGUAUUCCAGACAAAUGAAAAGGUCACCAUACUGCAGACCGAUUAUCGCCGGGUGACAUUUUUCAAAAAUACACCGGAUUUUACAGUCGAUGUGUAUGAAUCAAAGAAAUUCGAUAAAAGAUCGUUUUUAAAAGGUGAUUAUGACUGCCCUGGCACUCUGGUGUCGGAUUGUUUCGGGAUCCUUGGCAUCGUCUCCUUCACCGAAGGGCCAUACCUCGUAGUAGUUACUGACGCAAAAAAAUGCGGGACACUGAUCAAAGAGCACGAUGUUUACUCUAUCGGGGGGAAGAUUUUAGUGCCACUGUUUUACCCAUGCUCAGAAAAUGAUAUGGAAACCUACUACUGCAAUCUAUUUAACCAAUUCGAUAUCUCAAACAACUUCUAUUUCAGCUAUACAUAUAACAUUGCCAAUUCGCUUCAACGCAACGUAAUGUACGCAACGUGUACCAGAGAAGAUGAGACAUGGUUACGUUUCGACGCGGUCUGUGCCACCCAAAAGUAUAGGUAUAAUUUCGUCCAUGCAAAAAACUUCGCCGAGCACUUUGGACGUGACUCUGUUGGCCUUUGUCUGACGGUUAUUCACGGAUUUUUUGGUCAAACUAACGUAUGCCUAUCCGGAAGAAUCCUUGCAGUACACCUGAUUGCAAGGCGUUCACGGUUCUACGCGGGAACACGAUACAAAAAACGAGGCAUCAGUUCUGACGGUCACGUGGCAAACGACGUAGAAACCGAGCAGAUACUCGAUGAUGCAACAUGCACGGCCUCUGUUUUUUCAUUUUUACAGGUGCGCGGAUCGGCACCAGCAUUCUGGGCACAGGACAAAAGUAAGACCAUCAUGAAAAAACCCCCGCUGAUAUACACACAAAAUGAUCCCACCUUCACGGCUCAGAAAAUGCACAUUUCGGAGUUAUUGUCUCUCUAUGGAUCGCCUAUAAUCAUGCUGAAUCUUCUUUCCGACGACCCGGGAACAGAGGAAGGAAAGCUCUCCACCCAAUUCCAGUCUGCUAUUUCUUCAAUAAAUGUCGAACUUCCAAGGACCAUUCGAGUGCAGUACGUACACCGUAAUAUACGAAGCGCUCUGGAAAGGGGAAACAUACGCCAAAUGAUCGCCGAAGUCGUCGAACACACCGCGGGGGAAGUAGGAUUCUUUCAUGAGCGCAAAGGCAACAUAUGUAAUUUGCAGCUUGGGGUGCUCAGAACAAGCUGUCUUGAUUGUCUUGAUCGAACUGGCGUAAUGGCAUUGGAGCUUGGACUCUUCGUAUUCCAACGGCAGCUGGCUCUAUUGGGUAUCCAUGUAAAAACCGCUGAAGGCAUGUGUGAUUACGAGGUGCACAACUUUACGGACGAAACGCCGUCCAACAGCUUAAAUACAAGCGUUGUGCCAGAGCUCGAGCCCUUGGUGUAUCUUUUCAAGGGCAUGUUCGAGGGAAUGGGAGAUGCUUUGGCCAUGCAGUACGCUGGAUCAAAGACGCUUCGCAAGUAUGAAGGCCCACGAGGGGCAAUAAGUAGGUCUUUACAACUAUUCACCACGUUGAAAAGAGGUUUCUCAAGUCAUUUUUCGGAUUCAGAUCGACAGACUCUGUCAAACAUUUUCUUAGGGGUUUUGCGACCGGAGAAGCACCCGCCGCCAUGGCUCGUGGACGUUGACAAAUACGUACACCAUGAAAAAUUCUUAUGCGAGUAUGAAAGUGUCGAAUGGUGGGUUGUGCCUCUAAUGUGUUUCUUGAGAAGGGCAAGGAAACUCCAAAGCAACGUUUGCCGAUCGUGGUUCGACCUCUUCGACGCGCGAGGAGAGUAUCUCCCAUGGGUCAUGUUUGCUCAACUAGUGGCAUCUGUUCAGUAUAGCAAGGAUGAAGGUGCAUGUUGGCGCCGCUAUGCGUAUCAUUCCUCUGAAGACAAAGAGAAAUCAUCUUUGGUUGACACCGCUAUACGGCACAACUUCUCCGUCAUUCCGAUCGAAUCUCAUGUAUCAAGAAGCAACUCGGAAAAUACGGAAUAUGUAGAACUUCGUGCGGGUUUGCCACCCGGUGUGGUACUCAUCACAAGGGAGGACAGUGAACAGGAUGAAUUGAGCAGCGCUGUGCCAUACGCUCCUGGGGACUCCACAGAAGCCGUAAUGGUAAACGCCCAAUCAGCAUACCAGGAUGCAUUUAACUUUAUUCGGCAUACCAGAAAACGUAACGUCCAUAGGAUGAACUCUUUUUUGGAACCGUGGAGGAUCCAACCACAGAAUCGUGAUGAGGUGACUAGGGAUCUAUCAACUAUACGUUGCCGCGUGUGUGAUGUAGAGCGUUAUGCAAAUUACGUGAAUCUGUGA
Messenger RNA from Babesia bigemina, 2340 nucleotides. Its product is annotated as Sac domain-containing inositol phosphatase 3, putative. The transcript has a single exon. Gene Ontology annotation, biological process: phosphatidylinositol dephosphorylation. Gene Ontology annotation, cellular component: intracellular membrane-bounded organelle. The record is from RefSeq and is a predicted model, not a curated record. NCBI's taxonomy places the organism in Eukaryota, Apicomplexa, Aconoidasida, Piroplasmida, Babesiidae. The coding region runs from base 1 to 2340 and encodes 779 amino acids. Gene Ontology annotation, molecular function: phosphatidylinositol-3,5-bisphosphate 5-phosphatase activity.